AUGCAAGACAACCUGCAAGCUCAAAUCCUCUGGAUCAAACGACAGAAAGCUUUUGAGCCGAAAAAAGAGCUUUUAGAACGCAUUUUAAAUGAUAAUCAAGGUCACAAACGUGCCCGACAAAUCAGUGACAGUGGUCCCAGUCAACAAAUAUCGGCGAUGGCACCUCGAAAUAUGGCAGAGAGGGAGCAAAAGAAUGAUUUAUACGAUUUAACGGAAAAUUCAAGGUCAGCAGCUGAUGUAAGUGAUACUGAUCCCAUAGUGGUACGACCUGGCGCUGACACGAUCAGCUCGGUUUCUAGCGAAAAUGCACAACCAGUACGUUCUCGUUUAACUGACAACCAUCCCUCCAGUUCACGUUCACGUAUUUCCAAUAAAAGCUCUGAUAGAACUAGAUCCAACGGAACGGAGCCCUCUCCAAGACCUGGAUCUAUACCCGCUACAGCAUUGGUGGAGUCCAAUAACACCAAAUCCAGCACCUGCAUUUCCGCUGCAGAAAUGCAACCCGGCAAACAACCGCCCAAGCGAAGCUUAAGAAUGAAAGCAGACACAGCAAAUUUAACAGCGGUGCAGGCACCGUCGGGAGAAUCAUACGAAAGUCAUACCGUUUCAGUGCAGGGACAACUCGUGAAUGUAUUAAAACAACAGUCCAAAAUACUUAUGCAAAUGUGCUCUCUUAUCGCGUCUCCAUCAAUGUCAGAGGACGCAAAAAAGAGACAAGUUCAAACGACUUUGAGUCCCUCAAUUGUUCAACUAAAUCGAAAAAUAUUGCACCUUGAAUCAAUUGUGAACGAUUCGGAUGCUGCUACUCCAUCAAAUACAGGUCGCAUGAUCGUGUCUGCCGUUCAAUCCUCACAAAAAGAAGUCUCAAGUACCGCUCAACCCCCCAUAAAUGAAGGUAUUAUGACUGUGCUCGAUGUUGAUAAGGAAGUGGAGAUUAAUAACGCUAAUGAUGGAGUACACUAUGAUGAUAUUGAUGAUGAUGAACCACUGGUAAUAUCUCAGCACAAAGUUGUAACGGAUGAGCGAACAUCACGGUCGCUAAGACAGCACACAAAGGUUAAUUACAGGCUUCCGACAAUGGAAGACAGUUUUGCAUAUAGAGUGGGUAAUAAUGAGUUGAGAGCUAGCAAUGAAGAAGAAGAUCGAACUAUGGAAGCGGAAGAGGAAGACUCAAACUUUUUGCAUACCAUUGAUGAAGAUCAAAACGAGGUUCGUGCUAGUGACGAGGAAUUUAUCGAAGAUGGACUCGAAAAAUUUCUGGAUGAAACCAUAGAUGGUGAAUACCAUGAUACCAACGGCAAUGUUUCGGAUAGUAACGUAGAAGACGGCGACAACUCUACAGCAGCUUCUCAUGUCAGGGUGAUCGACACCAAUGUUGAAUUUGUCGAUUCAUCUCCCAUUCAGUCGAGGCACAGUGACGACGUUGCUAACGUUCAUGUUAACAAGUUCUUGCCACCUACUUUUCCUAAUAAUGGGAUUACCGACGUGGACUAUGAUCCGAUCGUUGACAGCAUCCAGCAAACAUUUCAACCGACAAGUUCGAAUGCUCUAAAUCAAUCUGAAAACUUCGAAACCCUAGAGUUUAGCGAAAGUCGAAGAAGUUUGCAGGCUUCGGAAAGUGUUGAUGAUAUAUUCACCAACAGUGAUUUGGAUGAUUUCGAGGAUUUCGACGCAGAGAGGGAGAAUAAUACCCAAAUAGCAGACCUACGGAGCCUUGACGAUGAUUUGCAGAUAAUUUCAGAGCAGAGGCUAGUACAACCCGCUUCCUCACCUUUACGUGUAAAAGAUGAGAUGACGGAGGUGGAGCCUUUCAUGAGAGGUCGUGAUAAUUCUCCGACACCUACUCAGCUACAGAACAAACAUCUUGAUAGCCGCAGGAACGAGCCUCGAUUUGCAUGGACGGAUGAACUUUAUUAUAAGUUGCAUAACAUUUUCAAGUUGCCUGGUUUUCGUCCACAUCAAUUAGACGCGGUAAAUGCAACUUUGGAAGGAAAAGACGUUUUCGUCUUGAUGCCUACUGGUGGUGGGAAGUCGUUAUGCUAUCAAUUGCCCGCACUCAUAAAAUCUGGAAAUACGCGUGGCACCACCGUUGUUAUCUCCCCCCUCAUUUCCUUGAUGCAAGAUCAAGUCGAACACCUUUUGGCCAAAAAGAUUAAAGCGUCAAUGUUCAGUUCCAAAGGUACUGCUGACCAAAGAAGGCAAACUUUCAAUCUAUUCAUCAAUGGGCUUCUCGAUUUGAUUUACAUAUCGCCCGAAAUGAUAAGUGCAUCGGAGCAAUGUAAGAAGGCGAUUAACAAAUUACACAGGGAUAAUAAAUUAGCCCGAAUUGUUGUUGAUGAAGCACAUUGCGUGUCGAACUGGGGUCAUGAUUUUAGACCUGAUUACAAAGAAUUGCAUUAUUUCAAGACCGAAUAUCCGGAUGUACCGGUCAUUGCUUUAACAGCUACGGCUAGCGAACAAGUUAGAAUGGAUAUUGUCCACAAUCUGAAACUCCACAACCCUGUCUUGCUGAAACAAAGUUUUAAUCGAACCAACCUCUAUUAUCAGGUAUGCAAAAAGGGCAAAAAUGCCAUAUUUGAACUUUGUCAAGAAAUCAAAUCUAAGUUUGCCGGCCAAACUGGCAUUAUUUACUGCCAUUCGAAGAAUUCCUGUGAACAAACAUCAGAAUUAUUACAAAAGAACGGUAUUCUAUGUGCCUUUUAUCACGCAGGGAUGGAACCUGAGGAGAGAGUGGACGUUCAGCAGGCAUGGCAAUCUGAUCGAAUUCGCGUCAUAUGUGCAACGGUCGCUUUUGGAAUGGGAAUAGAUAAGCCCGACGUGAGAUUUGUCUAUCAUCUGACUGUGCCGAGAACACUUGAGGGAUAUUAUCAAGAAACUGGACGUGCAGGGAGAGAUGGUAAUUUUUCUUACUGUACAAUGUUCUACACCUUUCGUGAUGUAAGGACUAUCCAGACGUUAAUCCAGAAGGACCAAAAUCUCGAUAAAGAGAACAAGGAGAAACAUCUCAUCAAGCUUCAACAGGUAAUGCAGUAUUGCGAAAACAAAACCGACUGCAGACGUAAGCUCGUUCUAUCGUACUUCAACGAAGACUUCAAUUCUCGUCUAUGCCAAAAAAAUUGUGACAAUUGCCGAAACACUCAGAAUGCAAUAACAGAGUCGCGAGACGUAACACCCGAAGCUACAAAUAUCGUCAAAUUGGUCCGUUCCAUCCAAGAUGAGAAAGUCACGCUGAUACAUUGCCAAGAUAUUUACAAAGGAUCAAAAAGUGCAAAGAUCAUACAAGCAGGGCACGAUAAUCUGGAAUAUCACGGCAGCGGUAGAGACACGUCGAAGCCAGAUCUUGAACGCAUAUUCUUUCACCUUGUGACCACUCAAGUUUUGCAAGAAUACGCAGUAAUGAAUGGGCGUGGGUUCGCCUCGAAUUACGUCAGAAUUGGUCCCAAAGCACGACAGCUGCUCGCGGGGAAGCUCAGUAUUAAAAUGCAGUUUGCUAUUACUAAUGAGUCCUCAAAAACUGGGAGGCCGCCGUCAGCCACUUGUCAAACCAAUGAUAAUGCGAAAGAGCCGUCAAACAAGGCAACAGACGCACCCAUCGUUACUGAGCAGGGUAGUAUCAAUGCUUUCGCAUAUCGACCCCAUGAGGAUUCAGCGGUUUUUGACUUCAAUCAGGUUGUUGCAAAGGAAAAAACGAGCCCAUUUUUGAAACUUAAGGAUGCAGCCAUCAGAGCGGCUAACAGGCUCUCCUUUCAGAGUUAUACCUCACUAAUCUCUGAUGGGGCGCUCAAACAGAUCUCUAUAACACUACCGACAACAAGCUCCGAUUUUUCACGAAUUCCAGGUGUUUUUCAUUUUUACGAGGCCUUUAAGGCGCUAGAACCUACUAUCUUAGAGAUCAAAAAUCUUGCUACCCGAUCCGAAGACAAAGCUUCGGCAACUGGACAACAUUCUCCUUGGUUUACCGAUGGGGUGGAAUUCCUUGAUGCUGAUGAUCAAGAGGAAAAUGAGGCAAUCAUAGAACAGAUACGGAAAUCUCAAUUCGUGUCGCAGCGCUCAGCUACAGGGUUUACUCAGGCCAGGAGCUCCAAAAAACAGACCACUCAGAAAAGUCAAGGCAAAUACAGGCGGGGAUACAAGUCUAAAUAUAAUGGGAAAUCAUGGAGUAAAAAAUAA
This is a messenger RNA of Lachancea mirantina, 4170 nucleotides long. NCBI's taxonomy places the organism in Eukaryota, Fungi, Ascomycota, Saccharomycetes, Saccharomycetales, Saccharomycetaceae. The record is from the annotation of a GenBank genome assembly.